Molecule: messenger RNA, 9382 nt
Organism: Caretta caretta (loggerhead turtle)
Lineage: Eukaryota; Metazoa; Chordata; Testudines; Cheloniidae
Gene: CLEC14A
Product: C-type lectin domain containing 14A
Biological process (GO): cell migration
Cellular component (GO): extracellular matrix; external side of plasma membrane
Molecular function (GO): extracellular matrix binding; extracellular matrix protein binding
Source: RefSeq, a predicted model, not a curated record
GGUCAUUUGAGUUUGAGACCCCUGCUAUAACACAAAAAAUCCUGAUCACAACUAAAGUAAUUUUUAAGGUUUUGACCAAUGAAUAGAAUGAUUUGAUAUUAUGCAGCUGACUGCUGCAUAACUUCUACUAUUGUCUUCUUCAUAAACCAGAUGUUUUAAGGGCCUUUCAUGUAGACUGAUAACAGUGUUUGUGUAAAAAGUAACUGAGUGUUGUAGUUGUCAGAUUAUCCAAGAAAGUAAUACUUUGGAAAAAGAGCGAUGAGGACAUGAAAAAACUUGCUUAGUGAGAUAGUUCUUUUUUAUUUAAUUAUUAUUCUCUUUGCAACUGUGCUGGUUUAAGUCUUAAGCAUUCUGUCAUUCUGUGAGUUCACAGUUUUGUUUUUUCAUGAGGGAGUGGAUGGCUCAGGUCACUGGUUGUGAUUAUACUGUCAUCUCUGAACUGUUGGUUCACAUGCAGCCUAGAUUAUUAGGAAAUUUAAAGCUGAUGGCCUACUAUGUGAAAUGAAUUGGUAGUACCUGUCAAUUUCCUAGUGGCUAAGCAAUCACAAUUGGUUCCAAUCACUGCCCUCACUGGCAGUCUCAGAAGAGAAGCCAAGGAGUGAAUGGGCAUGGAGACUGAAUUGCCUUCUCAUCCCUAAAGAUAGAUUCUUCAGAACAAAUUUGAGGUUUAUUGGUGGAGUAAGGAAUUCUUUUGCUGCUGUUGCUUUACUUGUUCUGUGCCUAAAUAAUGGCUGCUAGUAUCCACCCAGAGCCAUCAGUCCAGCACCUCUUACAAACUAAAUAAGUUCCAUUUUUAAGCAGAAAAGUUUACAACCUUGUAUGCCAACGGGAUUUACAAAAAGAAAAGGAGCACUUGUGGCACCUUAGAGUACUCCUUUUCUUUUUGCAAAUACAGACUAACACGGCUGUUACUCUGAAACAGGAUUUACAUUUCUCAACCUUUUGCCAAGGCCCUCCAGCAGAGAGGAAGAAGUGGGGACCUGAUGUUUCUCAUAUAACAAACAAACCAAAACACAUUUUUGGUGAUAGGGGCCCAGAUACCAUGGUGCUGGGCAUAGUAUAGAUGGAUACCCUUCAUACAUAAUAAAUGGACAGUAAAAGGCAAAAUUCAUGUAUAUUUUUGGUUGUUAACCUUGAGCACAGACCGUAUUGCAGUGAGUGGCUAAUAGGAUAUGUAAAGACAUGUAGCACAUUACCACCCAGUCCUGAAAUCUUUACUCACACAAGUAGUUCUUACUCACAUAGGACUUGAUUGUGCACAGUUGCACUGCCCCACAAAUAGUCCAAAGAACAAACUGUGACUCAGUGUCAUAGUUCCUCCCUUUUGUACUUGUUCUGAGGAAAGAAUAAGUUACUUCACCCUUCUUCAUAAAGCAAUUUCCUCCCUGCUGUGCAUCUAACCAGCUGCUGUGGGCUGCAAGCUGGGAAAUUGGAGCCAUGGCUCCUUCCAAGGCCCCUUUCUGCCCUCUCACUCGUCACCCUUGCUCUCCUCCCCACAGCCUGAAUCACUAUCUGAACAGCUGAGCACAAGAAUAAGGAGGGUCUUACUUUCCUGUGGGGCUGACUAAGAGCUGUGACAAACUAGCCCAUUAGCACUUCUGUUGAAGUCAGUGCUCUUUCCCCCAUUUGAGCCUCUUAACAAAAGUAUCUACUUGAUACAUCAUGCUGUUUUUUAUUAAAUACAUUGCAAUUGUAUCUGGAUGACAAGCCUCAUAUACCCAGUUACAAUAUGGAAUUCUUUCCACCUGAAUACUUUAAUAUCUUUUACUGAAAUAAUUGUAAUACCCUUGGCAAUGACAAUAUUUGAACUAGCUUUACUUUAGUGAAAGAUCAACAAUAACAAAGUGCAAGCUAAAUGAAUUCAAAGCUCUGCUUCAAAAUCUGUGGUACAAUAUGGCCCAGAAUUAUUAAUGUGAUUCAGUUUAGCCCUAAUUCAUUUUUAAAAUACUCUGUUCACUGGGAAAGCUUCCUAUUAGAGGAAAUUUAAAUCUUAUUAAAGAUUUAGACUGUAUUAUUAACAUAUGUUUUCCUUCCAAGUUUCAUGUUGCAGGGAGUUAGUACGGUUGCAUUUUAUCUUUAGGCAUCAGAGUUCAAAUUCUGCCUUGCACAAGUGAAUACGAGUUUGGUCUCAACCUAGACCCUGACCUUGCAACAGGUGGACCCAGGGGCCAUUGUUUUCAUUUUGAUUCAAUUCAUAAUCCUCAUUUGUCUCUGCUCCAAAGAGUUUACACUUCAAAGAAACUAAUGCAAGGUCUACUUUUUUUAUGGUUCUUUGGGUAGGAGACAGAAAUUUCUUGGGGACUGAUCCAAGACUUUGAAACUCACUUCUGCGGAAACUAAGAAUGACCACGAACUUCAUCACUUUCCAUUCCAAAUGCAAAAUGCAGUUCUUUUCCCUAGCAUUCAAACAUGAGAAGCUCAUAAUAAAUCAGACACAAGAAAACAAAACUACACAAGCUUCUUUCUCCUCCAGGGAGAGGAAUGGAGAAGGAACCCCUUGCUAGUCACAUUCCUUAAUGCAUCAAGGGAAGAUGCUCAGAUACCGCAAUGAUGGGUGUGGUAUAAGAACAGGAAAAGAACAGAACAGUGCCUGAAUAUUACUGCAGGUGUUGGAAAUCAAACUAGUUAAAACCAGUGCAAACCACUAAUGCAGACACAUUUAAACCAUUUUAAUGCUUGCUUUAAAUCAGUUUAGCUUAAUUCAGUAAUUUAUUGACAAAAACUAAACAAAUUUAAGAAAGAGUUAAACUGGUUUGAGUGUGUGUGUGUGUGUGUGGGGGGGGGGGUUAAUUAGGGCUUUGCACCAGUUUAACUAGAUGGAAUUAACAAUUGCACUAGUUUAACUAAACUGAUUUUCUGUCCUGAUAAGCCAAGCCUGAGAGAAACUACAUAAUACAGGCCGGAUGUUCAGCAGUGAUGAGCCCCCACAACUGGAGUUGGAGUACCUGAAAGAUGAUAAUGGGGCUAUACUCCCCGCCCUGUUAUGCUUGGCUCCAUUCACUUGCCGGGGUAUGGAGGCAAGGAAAGGAUAUGGGUGGGUUGGUUGGUUGGGUUUUUUUUUUUUUUUUUGCUUAAUCUUCAACUCGGUUUAAUCUAAUGUUUCCAUACUGGUUGGGGGGAAACUAUUUGUCAUUUGUACUUCAACAAAACAAGGAUGUUAAGGUCAAACCUCACUCCUGACACAUUUCCUUUAGCGGAGGGCGGUGGGCUCGGAGACAUUCUUGGGAGCUGCGAGGAGAAAGAGUUGGCUGGGGUCGAGCUUGGUUUCAGCUUGAGAAUCCAGUCCUCCCCCACUUCACAGUGGGAAGGGAAGAUGCGUGGAGCGAUUCCCCUGUGCGUCCUCCUGCACGCCAGCUCUGUGCUGUGCGGUGCCGAGCAGCCCCGCGGGAACCACACUUGGUGCGAAGGCUCUGGCGCCUGCUACAGUGUCCACCUCGCCCAAGUGCCCUUCGGCAGAGCCCAGGAGGCCUGCGCUCUGCGCGGGGGAGCGCUGAGCACGGCCAGCGGGGAGGCAGAGGUGCGGGCCAUCCUCGCCCUGCUGCGAGUGGUUGCGGCCGGGCCCGGCUCCUGGGUGUUCUGGCUCGGGCUGGUCAGGAGAGCGCCGCAAUGCACCCAGGUGGAACGGCCGCUGCGGGGCUUCUCCUGGCUGGCGGGCACCCAGCAGGCGCUGCAGGGAGAGCCCGAGGAGUUGGACAAGUGGGUGAAAGAGCCGAGCAGGUCGUGCACCACCCGGCGGUGCGCGGGGCUGCAGGUCACUGCGGGGCGCCAGGACCUGGAGCCCUGGGGCUGGAGGGAGCGGACCUGCAAGAACAGCACCACGCAGGGCUACGUGUGUAAGUACCCCUACAACGGCACCUGCCCCGCUCCGCGGCCCCAGGGCGCCCGCAGCCUCCUCUUCUCGCUCCCUUACCAGCUGCACAGCGCCGCCCUGGACUUCAGCCCCCCGGGCACUGAGCUCGUGGUGGCCUGCCCCGGGCCCCAGGGAGACGUGCGGCUGCGCUGCGAGCUGGGGCAGGGCGGCUACAGCUGGACGGGCGCUGGGGAGCAGCUGUGCCCUUGCCCCUCCGGGUACCGGAGCCCCGGCACUGGAGCCUGCCUGGAGCCCGGAGACUGCACCAGCGCCCAGGGCGCUUUCCUCUGCGUGUGCGCCCAGGGCUUCCUCCUGGGGGCCGACAAGAAAUCCUGUGUGCGCCCCGGGCACACUGGGGGCUCGGCCACAGCGGCACCCCACCCGACCCUGUCUGCGGGGGGGACUCUCCCCAGCAGCAGCUCGGGUGCGCCUCCCCCCCCCUCCAGCCCUCAGCCAAGCACAGCUGGGGAGGUAAAGUCCUCGUCCUCCCCCACCUAUGUCUUCAUCCUGGUGGCCACGGCUGUGGUGACGGUGGUGAUCCUGGUCGGGGCCGUGCUGGGGGUCUUCAAACUCUGCUUCAUGAAGAGCCCCUCCUCGGCUAGCCGGGACGGCAGGGAGCCGGCUCCCGCAGCGGCCGCAGAGAGUGAUGCGGAGGCCACCAGCACCAGUUCCGAGAAUUCCCUGGAGGCCCGGGGAGACGCGACAGAGAGAUUGCCCGGCGAGCCCAGCCCAGAGGAGGAAGCUCCUCCCGGGAAUUAGGAACCUCUAGGGCACAAUGGACCCAUGGAAGCUUAAUUUGAAAUGAACCAGCCCUGGCUUCCCUUUCGUGUGAGUGAGCCCAGGCUGAGCUGGCAGCUCCCACUCAUUUGGAGGGAGGCUUCUUCGUGUCAAGGCACCUCUCUGCAGAGGAAGGUUUUGGCGAUGUUUCAAUGAAACCUUGAAAAUCUCAUCGCCCGGUUUUGUUGUUUUUUAAACGUAUUCAUGUAAAUUGCCACCCAGCUUGGCAGACGUGCCCAGGACAAUGCAGUGACAAAGGAAGGAUCUGGCUGGGAUCUCUGCAACAUAGGGCUUGAUGUGGCCUUUAAUGCAUUUAUGCUUUAGGGCCAAAAGGUCAGACUUGAGUGCCCAAAGUUAGGCACCCAACUAAAUGGCUUGUUUUUCAGGGGUUCUGAGCACCUGAAGCUUCUGGUAAUUUCCCUGGGAGUUUUCAAUCACAUUCUGAAAAGCAGGUCACUUAUUUAGGUGACCAAAUGUGGGUGAUGGGGCCUGAGUUUCAGAAGUGCUGAUCAUCGGCAGGUCCUGUUGACUUCAACUGGAGUUUGGGUUCAUAGCAUCUCUGGGAAGCAACCAAGUUUGAAAAUGUUGGCCAAGGUGCCCUACAAGUUGUAAAUUAUCCCUUGAUGUAGAAUAUUUGAGUGGUAUUUGGAGGCUUUAAUUUUAUUUUUAAUUGUUUGAACAUUUGGAGAUGUACACUUCCAUAAUUUUGAGGGAAACUCAGAUCCAAACACUAUUUAGACAAACAUUUAAAAAAAAUGUCUAAGUUCAUUGCUGUAUUUGGAAAACCAUUGAACUGCAGAUGGGGAGACAGGCUAAUGGGGAAUUAAUUUUUUAUUUCAGUCCAUGGAAGAAAAAUAACGGAUGUUUUAGAAUCGAAAUCACUGUUUAGUUUGCUUCUUCAUAAAAUAUGCAGUUUUGUAUUGUAGUUGAGCAACAAAAUAUUCUGCACAAAUGAUUGCACAGAAUAUUUUGUUGUUCAACUACAACUCCCAUCUUUCUAUUAAAGUGUUUAGAUUUAAUGCAGUUUGAUGCAAAACUUCCUGAGUGCAAAUAAGCCACCCCCAUGAUACCCAGAGUUGCACAUCCAGAGUGUUGCCAAAUUUUUCAGGUUAGAACAGUGAACAUGAGUCUAAAUAUAGCCCAAAUUCUUCUCUCCUUCCUCAUAUGAGUUUGAUGUGUUGAUUUCAAUGGGCUUCCCCUGGGAGUAAAGAAUGGAAGGUUUGCCCUCCGUGCAUCCUUCCUAGGUGAUGCAAUCCCUUUGUUUGUGAUUUCCUUUCAGAAGUCCCAUAAAUCAGUUUUCAGUCUGGGCACAGAACUUACUUUUUUUGCAAUUCAAAAUGCUGAUACUCUCUUCCAAUUAUGGCAUUGUGGAUUCUCAGUUAAGGUUAGGGUGACCAGGCAGCAAGUGUGAAAAAUCGGGACGGGGGUGGGGAGUAGGAGGAGCCUAUAUAAGAAAAAGACCCCAAAAUCAGGACUGUCCCUAUAAAAUCAGGACAUCUGGUCACCCUAGUUAGGGUAUUAAUGGUAAGUAUUGAUUUGAAGUCUUCUGAGUGCAAUGAGAGACAGAUAAACUGGAUUGCCACCAAACCUGUUCCACAGAAAACCUUUUGUUCAUUUAAAAGAAGCAAGAGAUUGGAAAAGUCUGUUUCUUAAACAUUUCCGACACUUUUUUUCCUAUCCGGACCUGGCCUUAACUCCCUCUUUCCCUCUGCCCCCCUCUUUCCUAAUUUUGAGGAUUUGAUUUCAAAAACAAAGUAAAUUCCCAGACUUUUUUCAUGCAAAGAUAGCUAUGAAAAUGUACACCAAUGUAAAGUGAUGCUAUGGCUAAAGUUUGCCACAGUGAUUUUUUUCCUAAAGAUCAUGAAAUAUUUGGAGUACCCUCUACCUCAACCCACAUCUGUCUAAUCUUUUUGACCUGUGAAAAGGGUCCUUUGAUUUUUGGCAGGGGAAUUGCAGCCCAAUUCAUAUUUGUGUGGUGCAGUGCUGCACCAACCUUUGCUGAUGGCUCUAGGUCCACCAUAAGCUCCUUCCGAGCUGGCUACAUAUUCUAAUACAGCGGUUCUCAAACUGUGAGUCAGUACCCCAAAGUGGGUCGCAAUCCCAUGUUAAUGAGAUACAUUUGGAGUGCCUCAAAGAAUUGUCUCAUUGGCCUGCCCCAGAAUCAGAGGUGAACUAGUCUUUACAAAACAAACUGUCUCCUAAUUUUCAUAUUUUAUAAUAUAUUUGCAGUUAUACUUUACAAAGAGAAAUACUUUUCAUCUCAAAUAUAAGCCAUCCAGGAGGGUUGAUUCUGUAUUCAGAUGUGCAUAUUUCUGAAAAGUGACUAAUAGGUCAUAUGCGGCUUUCAGUCAUUGCACAAUUCCCAUUGUCAGGAAUGUGAGUAACCAGUGUAGACUUGGAAGCAGUAUAUAUUGGGCUUUCUGUUGGUCCACACAUUGAACUCAGGUCUUUUGCAUUCAACCAUAUUUCUAAAAUGGGCUAUUUAAGUCACUUGGAGCUUUGGGGAAACUCUUGCUUGCCUUAUUUUUGCAAAGUUUUUAACACAAAAUCCUCAUCUCUUUCCCAUUUCAGACAUUGGAAUUCCAAAAAGGGCUAUGAAACUGCUUAAACAGUUUUGUCUUUUCAAGACUAAAUUAUUGUAAUUCUUUGUUUCCAGGAACCUUGUACACACAUGGCUGUAUUCUGAGAGGUGUUCAGCACUUCUUAGGAUUUGACUCAGAGGAUGUAACUUAUUCAAAAUGCAUGGAGUCUGGCAUCACCCAGAGACAUGAAUGUGUGGGCCACUAGAUAAUUUAUACAUUUUGGGGUGGGUUGGUUUGCCUGAUAAUGGUCAUUAUAAGCCUAAAGCUCAAGUUAGUUGUGUGUUUACACAAGUUGCUGGUCAGUGGAUGCAAAUUCUCAAAUUCCAUUUACUUCAUUGAGAGUAUAUGGACAGAAGGCAAUGUGUGGCCCCAAGAACAUAAAUUAUGAACUAAAGUGAAGUAUCUUAUUUUCUACAUCCUGAUCAUGGUAUUUUAUUUGUGAAAUUGCUAGAGUUGCAGGGAAGGAAAAGCCACACAAAGGUCUUGCGUCUCCAGAUCGAGGAACAUAAUGAGCCAGGAUAUCUAUUCAGCAAGUCACAAUAGGCCAGGUUGCCUCCCUCCCUUUGAAAAACCAUGGGAGAGGGGACAUGGAAAUCUCUGCUGGGUUUUUUCAUGGAGAGGGCCUCAAAUUGUCCUGCUGGGACAGGGUUUGCCCUGGAGAAAAACCACACCAAAGUUGGCAGAUCCUGGGGCAUCUGGCUGUACCUACACAGCAGCUCUGGCUCCACAGGUCCCCACUCCUUGGCACUGUGGCUUUACUGAAGCUGGACUACCAUGGGGUCCAAUGCCACAAAGCUCCAAGGGCCUGGGCCUGGAUUAACUUUUCCAGCUAACUUCCAUGGGGGGUGGAGGGAGGGCAAUGUGCAUUUCUCCAGUUACCCUUCCUCUCACUCCCCCACCCCUUGACAUGACCCUGUACACACAGGGAGCCCUCCACAAGGUUAUUGGUGCGUCUCUUCUUUGCAGAGGAAGGGGAGAUCUGAGGUCGGGGGAUCCUCCCUUGUGCAUGUCUAUGGAGGUACAAUCUGGCUUUAUAGUUAGGUGAAGCUCAUGGAGUUCACGGUUUCUUAAAGCUUUCAAAGUAUUUUUGCUGUUUACAAAACUAGGUCAUACAUCUUUUCUUCCCCCGACUUGUAAUUUUCUCCUAAGGGAAACUUAAUAAAUAAAAAGUUGUCCUACCUAAAAGGAAGGUGUUUUAUAUAUCAGAGAUGAAAAAAAAACCCUCCAAAAGCAAAGUUAGCAUGUGUGGGUACCCUGGAUAUUGUAUAUGCUGUAUUUAUUUUUGCUUUACAAUAAUUCUCUCUCUCUCUUCCUUUUUUCACAUUCUCCCCGUUGUAUUUGUUUUCCCUCUGCCUACUUUCUGCUCUGUUUUUACCUUAUUAUGUCAAUGUAUUUUUUCUUUAAAAAAAUACAAACCCAAUAAUAUUUGAAUUUGGUUUGAACCCAAGAUGCCUGGAUGGACUUGAAAUUUGUACUUUGGUACAAAAUAAAUUCAUCCACCUGUGAUGCAGAUCACAUAAAUAUGGGCGGGGAAGGAGAUAAAUUUUUUGUUGGCUGGAAAUUUCUGGAAUGUUUAAAACCCAGAGAACAGAUAUUUUGGGAGCAGAGGUAAAUAGUCUUUGCUUUUCCCCAACGCCCUACAUUUAAAUUGUUGUCUUCUCAGAUGUACAACCAAUAAGUGGCUGGUUUGCAACAUACAGUUUUUGCACAUAUAACUGCUAACACAAUAACCUCAAUGCAAUUGUCAGCACUGAAGAAACAUGCCUGAUCCAGAGUCAAUUAAAGUUUUGCCAUUCACUUCAAUUGGAGCAGAAUCAAGUCCAUACAUUUGGAUAAAUUCAUAAAUAUAUAUUAAAACUUCUGAGAUGGGCAAACUGUGUAUAGUUUUUAUUUAACUAUCAUGUAAUACCACAUGUGAGAGACCACAAUGAAAUGGAACUAUACAUCCAAAAUGUGAGAGGGGUGGAGAGAUGUCGUGCCCUGGUCCAUGCAUGUCACUGCAGUAGCAUGUGUGUCUCUUGAUGGUUUUUGAACAUGGCAUACGACACUUAAAAGUGGAUGUUAUUUGAAUGAUUUUUUGACACAUGAAAAAUACUACUCCAUCGCCUACUAGAAUACAUAUAUUGUAUUGGGGUUUGUACAGGGUACAAAUAUAUUGUAUUGGUCAUGUUUA